AUGCCUUUGUUUCGUCUCGUGUUGGCCGCUGUUGUCGCUGUGGCUGCUAUCAGCAAUGGCAUCUCAAUCAACGCCAAUGAGAUUACCACGGCGAGAUCGGCUUUGGUUCAUGGCACGGCGCCCAGCCUUCACACUGGUACUCGGGAGUUAAGCGAUGGUGGCGCGGCUUUAGAGGAGAGACGAGGCGGCGGUGGAGGAGGAGGAGGUGGAGGAGGAGUUGGAGGUGGCGCAGGCCAUAUAACUACAGGGGGGAUAUCAGGAGGGGACACAACAGCAACUACAGGAGGAGGUGACACGGCAAGUGAGGGAGGGGACGUGUACGGAACAAACGACGUCGUCACCCGUCACAAGAAGAAAAAUUGCAAUCGAUUUACGAACUGGCUGAAGCGGCUUUUUGAUAAAAGCAUUCCGAAGUGCCCGAAGAAAAACCAAGAAGACGCGCGUCGACUUCGUGCUUGA
Molecule: messenger RNA, 459 nt
Organism: Phytophthora infestans T30-4
Lineage: Eukaryota; Oomycota; Peronosporomycetes; Peronosporales; Peronosporaceae
Exons: 1
Coding region: 1-459 (152 amino acids)
Source: RefSeq, a predicted model, not a curated record